CUCACGCUCCGCUCUCCACUCUCAAUGAGCGCACGGAUUCGAAACCGAACUCCAUGACAUUGCAGCACUCUGAGGUGAACUCAUGGUGACGACCCUGGAAGCACUCCUCGUCGUACACGAUGAUCUGGAAGACAGAGAUCUUGAUGAGUGACAGCUCUGUCAAGCAUACCUUCCAAUGGCCAGAGAACUUGGUGCAAUGACGUUCUUGAACCCCUUCACCAUGUCUCAGACCGCCAAGUCCACCUCCAACCAGGGCACUGAUGCCAAGGACAAGGGAGCUCCCGCCCCUGCCGCCACCAGCAAGGCUUCCAAGACCGGAGACCCCGGAUUCAUGGGUAACUACAGAAUCUUCCUGUUCGACCAGGAGAACUUCCAGGGCAGGAUGAUGGAGGUCCAGAAUGAGUGCAUGAACGUUUGUGAACGCGGAAUGGACAGAGUCCGCAGUAUCAUUGUUGAGUGCGGCCCCUUUGUUGCCUUCGAGCAGACUAACUUCCGUGGCGAGAUGUUCAUCCUGGAGAAGGGCGAGUAUCCUCGCUGGGACACCUGGUCAAACAGCUACCGCAGUGAUUGUCUCAUGUCCCUCAGACCCAUCCGCAUGGACCCCAUGGAGCACAAGAUCUGCCUGUUUGAGCUGUCUGACUUCAAGGGCAACAAGAUGGAGAUCCAGGAGGAUGACGUGCCAACCCUGUGGGCGCAUGGCUUCUGUGACAGAGUGGGCAGCGUGAGGGUCCCCGGUGGAGCUUGGGUGGGAUACCAGUACCCCGGCUACAGAGGAUACCAGUAUCUGUUUGAGUGCGGCGACUACAGACACUACAACGAGUUUUGCGCCUUCCAGCCUCAGAUUCAGUCCAUGCGCCGUGUGAGGGACAUGCAGUUCCACCAGCGCGGCUGCUUCAAUCUGACCGCCGCUAAACAGUGAACUCACCUCGCUGCGGUCUUGCAGCACAGCAACUAGCCUUCUCAUGGCACUUUUUAUCCCCGUACCUCCCCCUUUUCUCUGACUUCUCCCACCCAGAAUAGAUUCAUUUAAAUUGUCCAGGACAUCUAACUGACUUUUUAUGAUGCCAAUAAUAAACAUGUUUUGGAAAAAUAAAAAAAGCUGACUUGC
Megalobrama amblycephala (Wuchang bream) is the source of this 1108-nucleotide messenger RNA. RefSeq names its product crystallin, beta B1 (gene crybb1). The coding region runs from base 176 to 919 and encodes 247 amino acids. Gene Ontology annotation, molecular function: structural constituent of eye lens. Gene Ontology annotation, biological process: visual perception; lens development in camera-type eye. The record is from RefSeq and is a predicted model, not a curated record. The transcript has 7 exons. NCBI's taxonomy places the organism in Eukaryota, Metazoa, Chordata, Actinopteri, Cypriniformes, Xenocyprididae.